Lodderomyces jiufengensis is the source of this 1911-nucleotide messenger RNA. It is a transcript of the gene MNS1, whose product is annotated as mannosyl-oligosaccharide 1,2-alpha-mannosidase. Gene Ontology annotation, biological process: N-glycan processing; carbohydrate metabolic process. The transcript has a single exon. Gene Ontology annotation, molecular function: mannosyl-oligosaccharide 1,2-alpha-mannosidase activity; calcium ion binding. The coding region runs from base 1 to 1911 and encodes 636 amino acids. The record is from RefSeq and is a predicted model, not a curated record. Gene Ontology annotation, cellular component: endoplasmic reticulum; membrane. NCBI's taxonomy places the organism in Eukaryota, Fungi, Ascomycota, Pichiomycetes, Serinales, Debaryomycetaceae.
AUGUCUUUUAAUUUUGGAAUUGAUAAAAUAAGUCAAGGUAAUAAAAAACCAUCUUUUAAAGAUAAAUUUGCAAAUUCAUCAUCAUCAUCAUCAUCAUUACCAUUAUAUUAUAAAGAUAAAUCACCUUUUCAUCCAAAAUAUUCAAAUUAUAAAAGAAAUAAAAAACUAUAUAUGUUAUUAAAAGGAUUUCUAUAUUCAUUAGGAUUAUAUUUAAUUUAUUAUAUAACUUCAAAUGAUUUUAAUAUCCUUAAUAAUAUAAAUCCAAUUUUUAAUAUUUUUUCUCAAGAACCAUCUUGGUUAAAAAUUCAAAAUGAAGUUAAACAAGCAAUGUUAGAUUCUUGGCAUUCUUAUGAAAAAUAUGGUUGGGGUUAUGAUGAAUAUCAUCCAAUAAAACAACAAGGUGAAAAUAUGGGUCCAAAUCCUUUAGGUUGGAUGAUUAUUGAUUCAAUUGAUACAUUAAUGAUUAUGGAUUGUAAAGAAGAAGUUGAAAGAGCCAAAAAAUGGAUUAAAGAAGAUUUAGAUUAUAAAUUUGAUUAUAAUGUAAACAAUUUUGAAACAACUAUUAGAAUGUUGGGAGGAUUAUUAUCAGCUUAUCAUUUAAGUGAAGGUGAUGAUUUAUAUUUAGAUAAAGCCGUUGGGUUAGCUAAUUCAUUACAUGGAGCUUAUAAAUCACCUACUGGUAUACCAUAUUCUUCAGUUAAUUUGAAAACAGGUAUUGGUAUAAAAAAUCAUGUUGAUAAUGGAGCAUCAUCUACAGCAGAAGCAGCAACAGUUCAAUUAGAAUUAAGAUAUUUAGCAAAAUUAACAGGAGAAAUUGAAUGGUGGGAAAUAUCUGAAAAAAUUAUGGAAGUAUUAGAAUCAAAUAAACCAAAAGAUGGAUUAGUACCAAUAUAUAUAAAUCCUGAUACUGGGAAAUAUCAAGGUAAUUUAAUAAGAUUAGGUAGUAGAGGUGAUUCUUAUUAUGAAUAUUUAUUAAAACAAUUUUUGCAAACAAAAGGAGACGAACAGAUUUAUUAUGAUUUAUAUAAAGAAUCAGUUGAAGGAGUUAAAAAACAUUUAAAAGGAAAAUCAUACCCUAAUGAAUUAACUUUUAUUGGAGAAUUAGAAAGAGGUAUUAAUGGACCAUUAUCAAAUAAAAUGGAUCAUUUAGUUUGUUUUUAUGGUGGAUUAUUAGCACUUGGAGCAACAAAUGGUUUAACAUUAAAAGAAGCAAAAGAACAAAAAUGGUGGAAUGAAAAUCGAGAAUCAGAUUUUAAAUUUGGUGAAGAAUUAACUUAUACAUGUUAUAAAAUGUAUAAUGAUGUUUUACCAACAAAAUUAUCACCAGAAAUUGUUGUUUUCAAUACUGAUGAAUCAAAAGAAGAUAAAGAUUUUAUAAUAAAACCAUUUGAUAGACAUAAUUUACAACGACCAGAAACAGUUGAAUCAUUAUUUUAUCUUUAUAGAUUAACUGGUGAUAAUAAAUAUAGAAAAUAUGGUUAUGAAAUAUUUCAAUCAUUUAUAAAAUAUACAAAAAUUAUAAAUAAACAAGGUGAAAUAUCUUUUAGUUCAUUAGAAGAUGUAACACAAUUAAAUAAAGAUGGUUCAUCAAAAUUUAAAGAUAAUACAGAAAGUUUUUGGUUUGCAGAAACUUUAAAAUAUUUAUAUUUAUUAUUUGAUGAUUCAAAUAAAUUAUCAUUGAGAGAUUAUGUUUUUAAUACUGAAGCUCAUCCUUUCCCUAAAUUCAAUACAAAUAAUUAUUUAAAAACAAAUUGGAGAAGAAAAAUUAAUGAAAAUGAAAAACCAAAAAUGAGAGAACAAAAUGAAAUUGAAAAACAACAAAUUAAUAAUAAUAAUAAUAAUAAUAAAAUUAUACCAGAAGCUCAACCAGUUGAUAAAAAAUUAAAUGAUUUAGUUAAAGAAAUUGAAUAA